Messenger RNA from Didymella exigua CBS 183.55, 2340 nucleotides. RefSeq lists its product as uncharacterized. Gene Ontology annotation, molecular function: amino acid transmembrane transporter activity. The record is from RefSeq and is a predicted model, not a curated record. Gene Ontology annotation, biological process: amino acid transmembrane transport. The transcript has a single exon. Bases 311 to 2065 code for a protein of 584 amino acids. NCBI's taxonomy places the organism in Eukaryota, Fungi, Ascomycota, Dothideomycetes, Pleosporales, Didymellaceae.
GAGAUCUUGAGCACUGCACCCUUCGAUUGCUUCAAACCUGUUUGUAGUGGCGCAUUUCUACUGUUAGAUAGCGCGCACUUUCGCGUUCGCUUUCUGAAUCUAGGCCUAGACUACUGGUGUUCUGUUCCGCGGUGAAACGAACGGCGGUGAUGUCAGGAGUCCGUGCCUCCCGCACCUGAACUUUUCACUGGCCCCUGUCAUUGGCCCGUUGUUCAACAACACACCGCCGGGCCUCGACGUGCAUCUCGCAAGAUUCUCAAUCAUCUUCACUCAUUCACAGAUCCUGCUUCUUUUUGCAGAAGCCGCAGCCAUGACCGACACGCCACAGACGACUGCAGGCGAGGAUCCCAAAGGCGCCAAGGUCCUCCAGCAACAUCUGGAUCCCGGGUACGAGUACACCUUAGAUCCCGCGACUCCAGGAGCGGAUGAUGCCAACAGCUCUUCGAACUCCGUUCGGGACGCCCCAGAAUCAUCGUUGAGGCUACAGGGUGGCGAUAUCCACCGCGAUCUUUACAAGAUUGCCGCCAAGAGCAGGCGGCAGCAGUUACACAAGCGAGCUGCAACCUUUUCUAAUACGCACGAGUAUGCGCCAUCGAUCGUCUCAGACAUCGAGCACGAUGAGCUUCCUGUUCAGGAACAGAUGGCACCGGGGGGUUUGAGACGACAGUUCCUGCAGAAGCAGGCCAGGAGCGUUAGUUACAUCGCAGAGCCAGUCACGAGGAACUUCAUCUCUUUUCUCGAGCUGUAUGGCAACUUCGCUGGUGAAGAUCUCGAAGAGUCGGACGAUGAGACAGCUAUCGAGGACGAUGAUGAGGAAGAGCAGGGCGAGCGCCGACCGCUGCUCGGGAGAAGGCAGAGCUCAAGGAGGCUCAGGCAGCAGGGUGACGCUUCCAACAUGAAGUCGUUCUUCACUCUCCUGAAGGCCUUCGUCGGUACCGGUAUCAUGUUUCUACCUAAAGCAUUCAAGAACGGUGGUAUGCUCUUCUCGGCUAUCACCCUGGUCGUCGUUUCUGCCGUAACCAUGAUUUGUUUCGAGCUGCUCCUCUCGUGCAGGAAGCGGUACGGAGGAGGUGGUUACGGAGACCUUGGUCAGCUGAUCGUUGGAAACAGGCUGCGCCAGCUUAUUCUCAUCUCGAUUACGCUCUCGCAAUUUGGCUUUGUCUGCGCAGGUCUCAUCUUCACGGCGGAAAACCUAGCAUCUUUUUUUGACGCAGUCACGCCUAACUCCAAACCGCUCGGUACGAACGCUCUCAUCGGCAUCCAGCUCGUACUUUUGAUCCCCCUGGCGUUCAUCCGUAAUAUCUCCAAGCUCGGCCCAGCCGCUCUGCUUGCAGACAUCUUCAUCCUGAUUGGCUUGACUUACAUCUACUGGUACGAUAUCUCCUGGAUCAGCAAGAUGGGGGGCUUCCACCCCAGCAUCGAGCUCUUCAACCCCCGCGACUGGACCAUGACCAUCGGAUCUGCGAUAUUCACCUUCGAGGGUAUUGGCCUCAUUCUUCCCAUCCAAUCGAGCAUGAAGCACCCGGAGCACUUCAGCAAGUUGCUCUUGAUCGUCAUGGCAAUCAUCACUGUCAUCUUCACUUCCGUUGGUGUGCUCUGCUACGGCACUUUUGGAGAGAACGUCUCCGUUGAGGUCAUCACCAACUUCCCGCAAUCCAGCAAACUUGUCAACGCCGUGCAAUUCCUAUACUCCAUGGCCGUUUUGGUCGGCACACCCGUCCAGCUGUUCCCCGCUAUGCGCACCAUCGAGCUUAAAAUCUUCGGCCGUGCGUCUGGCAAGAAGGAUAGCCUCACCAAGUGGAAGAAGAACGCCUUCAGGACUGCGCUAGUCAUCUUCGCUGGUGUCGUCGCUGCUCUUGGCGCGAGCGAUCUUGACAAGUUUGUCGCUCUGAUUGGCAGCUUUGCUUGUGUGCCACUGGUGUAUAUCUACCCGGCUUACCUGCACUACAAAGGUGUGGCUGAGCGCCCGUGGGCUAAGGCUGGUGAUAUUGCGAUGAUGGUCCUGGGUCUAGUUGCUAUGGUUUACACCACUAGCAUCACCAUCGCCCGCUGGGCGGAGACAUAGAAACUGAAUGGACGAUCAACGUUCACGGUUUGCUUGUGUUUGCCAAUGUUCACAUCCUCUUUGGUUCAGCAUGUACUUUUUGCGUCAAAAGGAGAGGAAAGAGGAAAAGCAAAACGAUUGUAUACGAAUUUUGUUUGCAUGGCGUUAUAGGGAGUGCUUUCUGGCUCUCUGAUUGAGUCUUGCCAGCUGGCAUGUGCCAAGAACUGUAAAUACGCAUUAUAGUACUGUCCAGCGUCAAGUGCUAUAUAGCAUUACAACUCUUUAUGUACUUGGUA